ACAUACCUUGAUUUUCUUUUUCAGAUGUUUUUGUGUACAGUGGCUGAGAAGCACAGAAAUAGUCUGUGAAGAUGCCGGAUAAAGAUAAUUUAUUUAACAGUGGUAAUGACGAGGCUGGCCACAGCUCAGAUGAUAUUUGCCGAGACUUCCUGCGCAAUGUCUGCAAACGUGGUAAGCGCUGCAAGUUCUAUCACCCUGAUAUUAAUGAAGUGUCUGACUUGGGCGUAAAGAAAAAUGAAUUUGUCUUUUGUCAUGACUAUCAGAACAAGGAGUGCACUCGCAUCAACUGCAAGUUUAUUCAUGGGACAAAGGAGGAUGAGGAACAUUACAAAAAGUCUGGAGAGCUUCCUCCACGCCUGCGCCUUACAGUGGCUAUGGGUCUUGGCCUUUCACCUUCUGACCUCUCCUUUAAAAAAGGUGAGGUCCCAAUUUGCCGAGACUACUUGAAAGGUGACUGUCAACGAGGAUCUAAGUGUAAAUUCCGGCACUUAAAACGUGAUGAAUAUGAAUAUGAAAACAGAACUUUGGAGAGGUUGUCACGAGACCAAGUGAUUUCUCCAGUAGUACGUCGAUAUGACCCAUUUGAUGACCUCUAUGACACUGAUCGCUAUGCUGAUUAUGACCAUGUUCUAAAAAGACGAAGAGUCGAUGGCUUACGAUUUGAGAGUUAUGAUUUUAAUAUCCCAAAUUCGCGUCCAGUUGACUAUCGGUUUUUAGAGGAGGAGAAUCUGAUGCUUCGAAAGCGUGUUGAGGAACUCAAAAAACAGAUCUCAAAUUUGAUGGCAACUAAUGAGGUACUUUUGGAGCAAAAUGCACAUUUCCGCAACCAAACCAAGGUGGUCACGUUGACCUCCACUCCCACAGCAACAGAGCAAACGCUAGCAGCACCAACUGUGGGUGCAAUCACCAAUUACAACCAUGGUAUAGCGCAGACUCACACCACUUUGAGCAGCCAAGCACUUCAACCACGACCUGUCACCCAACAAGACCUCGUGGCAACUGCUGGAGCUACUGCUGCUCCACCUACCAAUGCUGCACCAACAGCACAGCAUCUUAAUCCUGAGAUUGCUUCACUUCCUGCAGCGCUUGCCCAGACCAUUGCCCAGGGAAUGGCACCUCCAGUUUCUAUGGCCCCAGUGGCUGUUUCUGUUGCACCAGUGGCAGUAUCAAUUGCCCAAGCAAUGCCAGGAAUCACUAUUAGUCAUGCCACCACUCCAAUGGUUACUUAUCCAAUUGCAUCACAGAGUAUGAGGAUAACAGCAAUUCCUCAUUGAGAGGUUAUAUGCAGGCUUUAGAAAAGGUUCUGUAUUUCUUUGUUGCUCCCCAUGAUAUGCAUUACAUAAAUAUGCACUCCAGAGUCAAGUGUAAUUCUGACCAGCAUUUAGUUCUCUUUGUGCCUAAAUUAUUUCUCUUCAGUCCAUUGUUAUUUUUGGAUACUUGGUUAACCCUGUCCUGUUUUAGCGCUCAGCUUGCCAGUCCUCUAAAUCCAUCGUCUAAUGUAACUUAAAAACAGCUGCAGAGGCACUCUCUGGGGCAUUUCCUUCUAAAAGGUUUUGUUAGGAUAAACAAGUCCCUGGGCUGUGGUGCUGCGCAAAAUAUUCAAACUGACUCUGUAUCCCAAGCUUGGCUAUUUGCAUUCUUGACGCAAAAUAAAAUUUCAUAGCAUAUGAAAUUGUAAAUUAACAAAGCAAAAUAAAAGUAUUUUGAAGCUUUUUA
Molecule: messenger RNA, 1716 nt
Organism: Rhincodon typus (whale shark)
Lineage: Eukaryota; Metazoa; Chordata; Chondrichthyes; Orectolobiformes; Rhincodontidae
Product: zinc finger CCCH domain-containing protein 10-like
Exons: 1
Coding region: 72-1274 (400 amino acids)
Molecular function (GO): metal ion binding
Source: RefSeq, a predicted model, not a curated record